This is a messenger RNA of Chenopodium quinoa (quinoa), 1521 nucleotides long. Its product is annotated as WAT1-related protein At5g40240-like. The record is from RefSeq and is a predicted model, not a curated record. Gene Ontology annotation, molecular function: transmembrane transporter activity. The transcript is spliced from 8 exons. Gene Ontology annotation, cellular component: plasma membrane. Bases 243 to 1322 code for a protein of 359 amino acids. Lineage: Eukaryota; Viridiplantae; Streptophyta; Magnoliopsida; Caryophyllales; Amaranthaceae.
CUACCACAAAAUAAAUCAAUAAAAUCAGAUACAUUGAAAGACAGAUAUAACCCACCACCCCACGGCCAACGGGCCCACACCAAUAAAAUCUCUUUCAAAUCCGCCAGAUUUCUCAUUUGCAAUUCUUAUACAGUCAACUCCAACAAAAUUGUCAUCUGAAAAUUCAAUUCAUAAAAUCAUCACCAAAAAAAUCUCUCUUUUGUUCAAUUUGUUUUCAGUUUUCACCCUGAAAAAUAGAGAAAAUGAGUUGGAUGUCAAUGAUAAUGGGGGCAGCCCCAUUUAUGGUGAUGAUAAUAGUGGAAUGUGUUGAAGUUGGAUUAUCAACUCUUAGUAAAGCAGCAAUGGUCAAAGGAAUGAGCAACUUUGUUUUCAUUGUUUAUUACAAUGCUCUUGGUACCCUUAUUCUUCUACCUGUGUUUCUGUACAACAUUUUCAGAGGGAAGGGAGUUCGGAUCACAUUUUCACUCCUUUAUAAAUUCUUUCUUCUUGGAUUAAUUGGGAUUUGUUUGUUGCAGAUAUGUGCCUACACUGGCAUAAGCUAUAGUUCUCCAACUCUAGCAGCAGCUAUUGGCAAUCUUAUUCCAGUUUUCACAUUCAUCUUAGCUGUCAUUUUGAGGAUGGAGAAGCUUGACUUGAGGAAUCUCAGCAGCCAAGCAAAAUGCUUAGGCACGAUUGUUGCAAUAUCUGGAGCAAUGGUGGUAACUCUCUACAAAGGGCCUCCAUUGAUAACUCAAACUCCCGAUGCAUCUAAUAAGCUUCUUGCAAUGCCAGUAAAUUGGACUCUUGGUGGCCUUCUUUUGGCAAUUACUUCUUUAUUGUCAUCAACAGGCAACAUUCUUCAGACAGCUACCGCUAGGGAAUGCCCAGAUGAGCUGACUCUAGUCUUCUUCUACAGUUUAUUUGGGACACUGCAAUCUGCUGCUGUUUCUGUCUUUGUGGAGAGUGACCCAAAAAAAUGGAUAUUGCAUCAUAGGAUUGAGAUCAUUGCUAUAAUCUAUGCAGCAGUAACAACCACUGUUUUUCGCAAUACUGUCAUUACAUGGUGCCUACGUGAAAAGGGGCCUGUCUAUGUAGUUUCUUACAAGCCUUUAGCAAUUGUCGUUGCAAUGAUCAUGGGGUUGGUGUUUCUAGGGGAUAACCUCUAUCUUGGAAGUGUCAUUGGAUCAGUUGCAGUUACUGCUGGAUUUUAUUCAGUCAUUUGGGGACAAGCCAAAGAAAAGGAUGAUCUUGCUUCUGGCAAUGUCAGUAAGUUAGAGUCAACAGGCGACCUAAAUGUCUCUUUGUUAAAAAACACUGAUGACAACACUUGUGGAAGUGCUUGAUACAGUUGAAAUUAAAAAGGUUGCUGGUAGAAAUUUUGUUAUUGAGCUUGCCUUCCUGUAUGCUGCCAUCCACUGGAUUCAUUUGCUAUGUCCGUCUAUACUACUAGUACCAUAUUUUCUUAGCAGCUUUUUUCUGUGAAUUCUAUCAUUCUAACCUGUUUUUGAACCAAGCUAAUCAAAACCUAUCUUUAUCAAUCAU